Messenger RNA from Cynara cardunculus var. scolymus (artichoke), 2199 nucleotides. Its product is annotated as E3 ubiquitin-protein ligase KEG-like. The transcript has 5 exons. Gene Ontology annotation, biological process: protein phosphorylation. Gene Ontology annotation, molecular function: protein kinase activity; ATP binding. Lineage: Eukaryota; Viridiplantae; Streptophyta; Magnoliopsida; Asterales; Asteraceae. The record is from RefSeq and is a predicted model, not a curated record. Bases 108 to 2027 code for a protein of 639 amino acids.
CCCAUCUCCUGCUGCUUUUUUGCCGCUCGCGAAAACCGACGUCCAUUUCACUAUUCCCAAACGUAUACUCCUCUCUUUCAUCGAUCUUCCCACUCUUUCAAAGUAAAAUGGCUGAACAGGCAGGAUCGGAGCCAUCACCACCUUCGUUUGAUUAUAUGCUCUACGAAGGGGAUCCUGAACAUCUUCGAACCGUUGUAGCUACACCAAGUGAACCCAGUCCUCGGAUAGAUCCUUCUUUGUUGAAACUUAAGCAUCGGAUUGGACAUGGACCUUUUGGUGAUGUCUGGUUGGCUACACAUCAUCAAUCAGCACAUGAUUAUGACGAGUAUCAUGAAGUGGCCAUGAAGAUGUUACAUCCUGUAAAGGAGGAAGACAUGCCAAAGUUUUUGGUUAAGUUUGAGGAGUUAUUCCUGAGGUUCCGUAAACUCCCAAGUGUUUGUUGGUUGCAUGGUAUCUCUGUCAUAUCUGGAAAGGCCUCUCCACAUAUCUGCAUUGCCAUGAAAUUUUAUGAGGGAUCAGUGGGUGAUCGAAUGGCAAAGCUAAAAGGAGGAAAGCUUCCAUUGCCUGAUGUACUGAGGUAUGGUGUGGGGUUAGCUAAAGGAAUCCAUGAAGUGCACUCGUUAAACAUCUUGGUGUUGAAUAUAAAGCCAACUAAUCUUCUUCUUGAUGAACAUGAUCAAGUGGUCCUCGGAGAUUUUGGGAUCCCAUUUCUUCUUCUCGGGCUUCAACUGCCUGACCCGGAUAUGUCUCUUAGGCUUGGAUCCCCGAACUACAUGGCUCCAGAACAAUGGCAGCCAGAAGUCAGAGGUCCAAUAAGCAUUGAGACUGAUAGUUGGGGAUUUGGAUGCUGCAUAUUGGAGAUGUUGACUGGUGUGCAACCUUGGUUCGGUAAAUCUGUCGGCGAGAUAUACAACUCUGUCGUGUUAAAGCAAGAAAAACCGCAGCUUCCAAGUGGUCUGCCUCCUGCAGUUGAAAAUGUUCUUAAUGGCUGUUUUGAGUAUGAUCUUCGCAAUCGACCACUUAUUGGAGAUAUUCUGCGUGCCUUUGAAAGUUCGCUUGAUGCUGUGUUCAACGAAGGAGAGUGGAUUGGUCUAGGGAGCAGAAUAUCACCCGAUAGAACGCUCGGAAGUGGCUACUCCACAUGGUUUCUUACAAAAGAUCAUCUGCAAGUCGGCGAUGUUGUUCGAUCUCGAAAAACACACAACAAUUGCAAACCUCAAAACAUGGCUGUGGCAGAAGGAACCGUAGUUGGUUUGGAAAAAGAUACCGACCGAGAUGGGUUUGUUCUGGUUCGAGUCCAAGGAAUCCACAACCCUUUGAGGGUUAACAUCACCACUCUCGAAAGGGUCACCUCUGGCUUAGCGGCUGGGGUUUGGGUGCAUUUGGUGGAGGAGAAAAGGAACCACUCGUCUAUAGGCAUUCUACACUCGAUCGAGCGUGAUGGAAGUGUUAGCGUUGGUUUCAUAGGACUCGAGACUCUAUGGGAAGGACAAAGUUCGCAGCUCCAAAUGGCAAAGCCGUUUUGCGUUGGACAGUUCGUGAGGUUGAAGAGAAACGUCAUUACCCCUCGGUUUCCAUGGCUGCAUAAACGAGAGGGAACAUGGGACACCGGUAAGAUUUCACAAAUACUCCCGAAUGGGUGUCUUAUUGUGCGAUUUCCGGGGAGGUUCGUUUUCAAAGGUGAACGGAGCUCGUUUUUAGCCGAUCCGGCUGAAGUUGAACACGUUUCUUUCGAUACAUGUCCAACUUUGGUCGAUAAGUUUCAGCAUGUUGAGGAUUAUCACUGGGCCGUGAGGCCGUUGACGAUUGCGUUCGGUGUGCUUACGGCUAUGAAGUUUGGUUUCUUCGUGGGCCAUAGUGUUGGCGCUAGAAUCAAGAAAGGUCGUACGAGUCGGGUACAUAGCGGUGGUGGCGGUGGCGGCAACCAAGAUGGGCAGAACAGUGGCGGGAAGUCGAAGUGGCUUCCGUCACCUGUUGCAAACAUGCUAUCUAGAGAAGGUGCUUCACCUGCUGUUACAGCCAGAUGAUUUCAUUUUUAUCUGAAUGGGAUUUACUGGAUUCGUUUGGUUUUGAUUAUUCAGAUUUUUUAUCUGGAAAUCGAAUGGACAAGAAACGGAUGCCAAGUGCUUAGUUAAAAGUUGUUUAUAUUGUAAAUACAUGCAACCUUUUAUAUUUCAAUUAAAUGUGUUCUUAUAGCUC